This is a messenger RNA of Punica granatum (pomegranate), 1516 nucleotides long. Lineage: Eukaryota; Viridiplantae; Streptophyta; Magnoliopsida; Myrtales; Lythraceae. The record is from RefSeq and is a predicted model, not a curated record.
AUUCCCCUGUCAUUUGCAUUUCAUUUAAUUCCCAUUUCCCUCUCUCUCUCUCUCUCUCCCCUUCGUCCAUGCAAAUCGAUCCUCCCGAGCUUCUGCGAUUCCGAAGCCGCGAGCGGGGAAGAGACGACAGUUGAAUCGAGUGAUGACCCAGAGACCCAGACGAGCCGGCUUGGAACCCUGACCCGGCCGCUGUUCCACGGAUCGUUCGCAAUCGUCUGUUACUGUUAGCCGGGAACGUGCCGAUUCGACCUGCUCCGCCGGCGCUACUUAUAAGCCAUGCCGUCCCACGCGGAUCUGGACCGGCAGAUCGAGCAGCUGAUGGAGUGCAAGCCGCUCGCGGAGGCGGAGGUGAAGACGCUGUGCGAUCAGGCGAGGGCGGUUCUGGUCGAGGAGUGGAACGUGCAGCCUGUCAAAUGCCCCGUCACCGUCUGCGGCGACAUCCACGGGCAGUUCUACGAUCUGGUCGAGCUCUUUAGGAUAGGUGGCAAAGCGCCCGACACCAAUUACCUAUUCAUGGGAGAUUACGUAGAUCGUGGUUACUACUCAGUGGAGACUGUCUCACUUCUAGUGGCUUUGAAAGUUCGUUAUAGAGAUAGAAUUACAAUUCUCAGAGGAAAUCAUGAAACCCGGCAAAUUACUCAAGUGUAUGGAUUUUAUGAUGAAUGUUUGAGAAAAUAUGGGAAUGCUAAUGUCUGGAAGCAUUUCACCGACUUAUUCGAUUAUCUUCCUCUCACUGCCCUCAUCGAGAGUCAGAUCUUUUGUUUGCAUGGAGGUUUAUCGCCGUCUUUGGAUACAUUAGACAAUAUCCGGGCAUUAGAUCGCAUCCAGGAGGUUCCACAUGAAGGACCAAUGUGUGAUCUGCUGUGGUCUGACCCAGACGAUCGUUGUGGGUGGGGCAUAUCUCCACGCGGUGCAGGUUAUACAUUUGGUCAGGAUAUUGCAUCCGCGUUCAAUCACACCAAUGGUCUCUCUCUCAUUUCAAGAGCCCAUCAGCUCGUCAUGGAAGGAUAUAAUUGGUGUCAGGAAAAAAAUGUUGUGACUGUAUUUAGCGCUCCAAAUUACUGUUACCGAUGUGGGAAUAUGGCGGCAAUACUGGAGAUUGGGGAGAACAUGGAGCAGAACUUCCUCCAAUUUGAUCCAGCCCCACGCCAAAUUGAGCCCGAUUCCACACGCAAGACUCCUGAUUAUUUUUUGUGAUUUCGGUACAUCUCCCGGCUGUUUGUAAUUCCUGUUUGCUGCCGUAUUGGUGUAGAUUUGUUUUGGUGAGUUUUCCUAUUUCGAAUCCGAGGGUGAUCAGUUCAGCGACAUCAUUCUUUUGUUUAAAGCUUGUGCUGCUUCUGCUUCUGCUGCUGCUUUUGUUCAUGUGCUCGAGAAACUCGAUAGGAGAGAGUGACAGAGAGGGCACAUGUGCCUGUUGGUCCGGUGACCUGUAUAUUCUUUCAAAAGUAUGGUAGCAGCAAUAAUGUGGUAUAUCUUUCUUUCUUUCUUGCCUGUAUUCUACGCCAUUGCAAGAGUA